ACCAGUCGGUCGCUCGGAGCGCAUCGUGACAAACAGCCUGAAAACCUAUGGAAAACAUCGGCCGCGAUCGAUCCACACUCCGCACCGAUCUCUAAUUUCGUUUUUCACUUGCUCCAAUACCACUGUGCUUCGUCGAACUCAAGCUCAAAAUUCAUUUGUGCUUGCGACAUUACGAACUAUCGUACCAGUGACACCUAUUAAAUGUAAAGAUAUUUCAUAAGAAUUCCCGUUAUCGACAUAUGAAUUGUUAUUAAGACACUGAAUGAGGACUGUGAAGUUUCAUGAUUGUGGUAGUGAUUUAGGUUCCUAGACAAUUGGUUUCUUAAGAAACGACCAUGUGCAGCAACGAGAGCCCACCGCCGGCCAAGGAGCCUCUAGCCGUCGGUCUGGGCAACCCCAUGACAGGCUUCUUGCCUGGACUGGAACACUAUAGACUCCAAUUGUACCAUUACGCAAUGGCUGAGAGACUGAGGCUGGCUCAGCAGCUGCAUCCUCAACAUCCAGGCGUGGGGCAUCCUCCAUCCAGUGCUCCAACACAUCUAGGAAUAGGUCCAGGGUUUCCUGCGCCGCUACCAUUAUAUCCGGCUGCAGCGGCCGCUGCCGGAUAUCCCAAUCGGUUAGCUCUGUCCAUGGCUCUUCUUCAUCCUCAUCAUCAGCGGAUACCGGAAGAGCCCAAACCUCAACAUAGUUACAUUGGUCUUAUCGCCAUGGCGAUCUUGUCCUCGCCAGAGAAGAAACUCGUACUAUCGGACAUUUACCAACAUAUAUUAGAACACUAUCCUUACUUUAGAACACGAGGACCAGGCUGGAGGAACUCAAUAAGACAUAAUUUGUCACUGAACGACUGUUUCGUUAAAUCAGGAAGAAGUGCUAAUGGAAAAGGUCAUUAUUGGGCCAUACAUCCAGCGAAUCUAGAAGACUUUCGACGGGGAGAUUUCAGGAGACGCAAGGCUCAGAGGAAGGUGAGAAGGCACAUGGGUCUAGCCGUCGACGAGGAGCCAGAUAGUCCAAGUCCACCUCCUUUACCAGCCACGCCACCUCCUCCAGCUACUUUAGGACCUCCAGUGGCUUCUCAACCCAUACCGGGAAUCUGGACGCCGCAUCACCAUCAUCCACACCAUCAACAGCAACAACAGCAGCAACAAUCGUUCCAGAGUCAAACUCUGAGGCAGUCAUCGACUUUUCAACCUUCGAGGAAGAGACAGUUCGACGUCGCGAGUCUCCUUGCGCCUGAUGACCAGCAUCAGAUAGAGUCCGAUCUCAGGCCACAGAAGGCAAGAAGGUUUAGUUGCAGUGAGGAUGAGUUACAUGAUCUUCAGGAGCCUGAUCAGGAUGAGGAGGAUGUUGAUGUGGAUGUUGUGGCUGAGACAAAUGCUCUGCCGUCGCCCAACACGCCGUCGGCCAGUCCUGAGGCUAAGGUCAUCUCGACGGCUGGUCACUGGACCAAUCAGGGCAUUCAGAGUGGGCAGAUUUCGGGACUUCAUAUUCAGAGCCAUCUGCAAGCGAGGAAUUAUUACGUGCCGGCAACCUCCAGCAAUGGGUCCAACGUUUAAUGGAAGAUUUCGCGUUUAUUACUCGAGUUCUUUCUGGUUCGAGACUAAUCGCAGACUGUUCGAGGUGGUUGGAGGAUUGUGAAGGUGAACGAUGCUGAGACUAAGCGACGUGUAGAGGUGGAUAAAGAGGUGAUGGAUAAGAGGUCGGGAAUUCUUUUGAUGGACGGUUUUUGGCCUUUUUUUAUGUAGUUUGGAGGGUUGGUAUUUGAGAAGUUUUGAGGCACAGUGGUCCACGAACGAAAUUUAGAAUAAAAUUUAACUAGAUGAUACGAGAAAGGGAACGAUUGUGGAUUGUGAAUUGUGGAUUAUUAUGCACGCUCGUUAUUUUCACGAGUACAGCAGCACUUUGAUUAUUUGAACCUACUGCUAAUUUAUACUGUUCGCAUAAUCGAAUAACUUUAUUUUCAUAUCAGAGAAAAUUAUUUAUUUGAUUACGAUUAUGUUUUUACUUUAGUAAUUAUUUUAUGAAUGUUGAUAUUAGAUAGAAAUAAAAGCUUGCGAGUAGAAGUGCCAUAAUUUCAUCCAAUUUCUAUUUUCGUUUUGCAAUUUUUGUUGUCAGGGACCAUUCCUAAAUUUGUCAUUAGUCGCGAUGUUCGAAUAAUCGAAGUUCUGCUGUACAAGAAGUAUAGAACUGAAAUAGAUAUUUAUUUUACCCAUAAAAAAUUCGAAAAUAUUAGAAAAUUUAAAAUAUGGACUAAAAUUAUAUUUUUGUUUUAGAUAAAUUGUAUAUUUUUGUGUAUUAAUGUAUUAUUUAUAUUUUUGCACUUUAAAAUUUUGCAUAAAUGAAUAAAAAUUCAUAAUUUAGUAAUAAUCUUUGGUUUACAGAUUCUUUAGGACGAUUUUUCAAUAAAUUUAGCGAUCUUUGUAUUAAUAAAUUUUGAUAAAUUAAAAAUAAACCAAAGGGUAGAGAAUUAAUCAUUUUAGUCUGUAGGAUAAAUUUUAGUUAUCUAUAAAGAAGCAAUAAUUAAAGAUAUUUAAUCCCGAGAACAAAAAUUUACAGAAUUAAUCAGAUUUUGAAUUGUCUGAUUUUAAAGUUAUAUCGUUAUUCAACUCUCGAGUGUCAAAUGUGACAAUAAAAUUCAUUAAAAAGUCCCUACUCCAAUAUCUUUUCAACGUACAAGAGUCAUUAGUAGAAAAAUUCGGAAUUAUAUCACCCGAGUAUGUAUAUAUUUUAAGAUUCUGACUCGAGUAAAUCCAAUUUAUUUUUAAAGCAUAAAAUUAGUUAGUAUAAAGAUCCAAAAUUAUUUUAAUUCUAUGCUCCAAGAAUCUAAGCCAUGAAAUUUCGAUUUUGGUCCAAUGUGCGUCGCUAAACUAAGCUGGUGCUAACUAGUCGUGCCAAAUUGCAAAAUUGUUUUAGUUCCUUCGACUAUGCCAAUUCGAUCCUUCACGUUGUAAUUAGAUUAAUAUUUAUCUAAUUGCCUUUGUAAAUAUACGUAUGGCCGAUUUUGUUUAUUUGGAAGUAUGCGGCGCAAUAUGUUGUUUUCACGUAUUUUUGGAUAAAACGAACGAAUUUCCCACUUCUCCAUUAAUUGGCUGUUCGAACUGAUGUCCCGUCGCUUCCGGUACGAAUCACGAUGUAUCUUUCAGUUCGAGUCCGAUACUUGAAUCCACGUAUCGUGCAACACGUGUUAGGGAAGAAUCUAUGUGUACUAUAUAAAUAUAAAUGUAUAAGAAUACGUGUAGUCGGAGAUUUUGAGCUUAGAAUUCCAUUAUUCGCGAAUGAACAUUAAGAUGGACGAUUAAAAGAUAUCGUACUUACUUCCUUAUAGAUAUGCGUUAAAGUCAUUCAAAAGUUUCAGCACUUCUCACCUUUUUUGUAAAAUUGUGAGACCUGAAUUCUUUUUAUUAAAUUAACGAGUAAGUUCGUCAUAUAGUUUUAUCAGUCGAUAUAAAACUACGUGGUAUUUAUGGUAAACACCGCAAUUAAUUAUGAAAGCAUUUUUAAAUCAAAUAUUUAAUUUAAACGUUCUUUACUUCCAGUCCUAAAAUUUUCUCGUUAAGCUACAGUUAAUUGUCAUAGAGGGUUAAAAUUGUCAAAAAACGUUUCAAAAUGCAAAGAUGAUAACGAACGUCCAUUAAUUAUGAAUAUUUGCGUUGAUAGUGGAUUCUAGCUUGGAAACUAAGGAAUUCGUGUAAAUAGAAGAAGGAUGCCGCAAAAAAGAAGAUAAUGUGUCUCUAUACGUAAUUUCAUACGUUUUUCCGUAACUAUGAAAUUCCAAUGUGGGGCAUUACAUCAGACUGAAAAGCAGACCCGCCUGUUCAAAGUGUAAUAUACGAACGUUCGAAGGUUUACCGAUAGUCUCGUCUUUAUUAUAAUCCAUAUAUCGUCUCGAACGAUAUACACGAUAUAUGAAGAAUAUUAUUCUGUGCAACUUCUCGCCCCUUCUGUAUGUAUGUAUAUGUACCUAUGUAUACGUGCCUACGUAUAAUUGAGAUGUAUCACAAUUAACAUACAAACAAACACAACACAUGCAAACGCGAAUAACUAUAAAUUGAACAUACACGAACAUGAACCAUGAUAGACAGAUAGAUCGCGGUUCUUACGAUUUGUUCGUAAAUGAAAAAUGGCAAAUGACUAAAAAUGGAAAGAAAUAUAGACGGUUUUUUAAAGAUUACCUCAAGUAACACAGAUACGUGGUCGAUCUGUCUUUCUUGAUUCUCAGCGCGGAACUGCCGCAUCUCGAUGCAAUUGAUGCUGAAUAAAGUUUCUGUUCCCAUGAA
Messenger RNA from Bombus pascuorum, 4274 nucleotides. RefSeq names its product fork head domain-containing protein FD4 (gene fd102C). Gene Ontology annotation, biological process: cell differentiation; anatomical structure morphogenesis; regulation of transcription by RNA polymerase II. Gene Ontology annotation, molecular function: RNA polymerase II cis-regulatory region sequence-specific DNA binding; DNA-binding transcription factor activity, RNA polymerase II-specific. The coding region runs from base 336 to 1553 and encodes 405 amino acids. The transcript has a single exon. The record is from RefSeq and is a predicted model, not a curated record. NCBI's taxonomy places the organism in Eukaryota, Metazoa, Arthropoda, Insecta, Hymenoptera, Apidae.